CCUUACUUGGUAGUCAGUUGCAUCAACCAACAAGUCCCCAUUUCCCCUCACCACAUUUUGGCUCUUUCUCAGAGAAGAGAGAAAAACGAAAAGAAAAUGUCUUCUUGGGAAAAGCCAAUAAUACGAGUUCAACAAAGGCGUAAGACGCCAUCGUUUUCUUCCUCUUUAUUGGAAUCUAUUUAUCAUUCAAUUGACGAAUCCAAAGAAGAAGAAGAAAAACAUCAACAAGUCCCAAAUAGAAAGAGCAACAACAAGGAAGAAGAAAUUGUAAGCCUUCGACGUGCAAUAUUGAUUGAGAAAUGGAUGGAAAGUUACAAAUAUAGUCAAAGUUCAGGACACUUCAGUUCAGAUUCAUCUUCAUCAGCAGAGUCAAGCAUGUUUUCAUCUUCAGAAACAGAGUCAAGAUCCAUCAAUACAUUGCCAAAAACAACAACACAAGUCCGAAGACCAGACAGGGUUGUUACAUUCUCUACAGAGACUAAAACUCCAAAAUGUGAAGGAGGAGGAAGGUUCAUGAGGACAAAAUCAAGAGCCUUGAAGAUGGUGAAACAACCUAUUUCACCAGGUGGGAAAAUAGCAAACUUUCUAAAUUCGAUAUUCAAUUCGAAAAACAUCAAGAAAAACCAUCAAGAGGACUGGAGUUCAGUCAGGAAAUCAAGAUCAGUGAAUGAUUCAACUACUAUGACAACAUCAUCUUGCUUAAACAAAACCCCUUCCUCGACUUCGAUAAGUAAUAAAUCGAAAAGAUCAGUGAGAUUUUGCCCUGUUACUGUAAUUGUUGAUGAAGAUAGUCAACCAUGUGGUCACAAAAGCAUAUACAGGAAUGAAGAACCAAAGCAUCAAUACAGAGGAUUUUACCAAGACGAAGAUGAAGAUGAUGGUAGGAGUUGUGCAAGUUCUGAUCUUUUUGAACUUGAAAACAUAAGCAUGAUUGGUCAUGUUCAUGCAAAUAGAGAUGGUUUACCUGUCUAUGGAACUACUAGUUUUAAAAUGAAUCAAGCUAUUGCUAGGGGCUUACUUAUAUGAUCAUGUAACAUUUCAUUAGAGCAUCAUCAAUGUUAAACACUUCAAAAUUUGAGUGAUUACUUUUUUGUCUUCUUGUACUA
Solanum lycopersicum (tomato) is the source of this 1106-nucleotide messenger RNA. Its product is annotated as protein BIG GRAIN 1-like A. NCBI's taxonomy places the organism in Eukaryota, Viridiplantae, Streptophyta, Magnoliopsida, Solanales, Solanaceae. Gene Ontology annotation, biological process: auxin-activated signaling pathway. The record is from RefSeq and is a predicted model, not a curated record.